Molecule: messenger RNA, 1327 nt
Organism: Cotesia glomerata
Lineage: Eukaryota; Metazoa; Arthropoda; Insecta; Hymenoptera; Braconidae
Exons: 3
Source: RefSeq, a predicted model, not a curated record
GCAGAGCAGAAAUUGGAACGAGCCUUAUGAAGAAGAGGAACUAGGUGAGAAAGAAAAUACUGAUAGAACUAGAAAUAAUGAUAAUAAUAGAAAAAAUAACAGCGUAAAGUCAAAUGAUUUAGAAAAAGUUAUAAACAACUCAAUGGAAAAAAUCAUUGAUAAAAUGGACGAAAUUCAUUCAAAAAAUAGGAAUGAAUUGAAGAGCUAUAUAAAAAAUUGUGUUAAUUCAGAACUAAACAUACUAAAGGAGACAUUGAAAGAAGUAAUAACAGAAGAAAUAAAAAACGUUACAAAAGUAUGGAUGGAAGAAAUGAACGUGAUACGAAACAGCAUCUUGAGUCCAUCGACUGCAAGAUAUGUGGAAGAGAACAACAAUAAAUCCAGUAAACAAGACGUGAGUUCUAAAAAGGAACUUAAUAAAAAAACAAUAGAACGAGUUGUUAUCAUCCCUUCGAAAAAACAAGAGAGUGAAGUUACGCUAUCACAAUUAACAACCAACGUUGAUAUUAUUGAACUAGGUGUGAGGAGUGAACAAAGUGAAAUCCAGGAACAGAUGGUAGGGGUAAUUCUAGAAAUCGAGAAAGAGAAUGAUAAAGAAAUUCUUGUGAGAGAAAUUCAAACGAAGUUGGGGGGUGAAUACAAAGUAAAUGUUAGUAAUAAAAAAAAUCCAAAAAUCAAAAUUAUUGGACUAGAAGACAGUCUUGUUAGUAGUAAUGGUGACAUCUUCAUUAAAAAUUUGAUAAGACAGAACCAACUAAAUGUAGAUGACUCACUUACCGAUAAUAUUAAACUCUUAAAACUAUUCAAAAACAGACAAGGACAUGGAUCAGCAAUACUUGAAGUAAAUCCGAGUAAGCAGGGAGAUGAGUGGAAUGAAGAAUAUAAUAACAAUGCAGUUUGGAAUAGUUUCGAAGAAGUUACUAUGGCACAAGUCGAUAAGAUUAUACAAAAUUUAGAUUGGAUAAUGCCGGAUAAAUGGAAAAUAUCUACAGUAAUACCGAUUCAAAAAAUUAAAGAUAGCUGUAAAGCGGAAGAUUUGAGACCUAUAAACACGUUACCUAUUAUGGAACAAAUUCUUGAACAAUUAGUUAAAGACCAACUAGAAAAAUUUAUAGCUAAACAUAAUAUCUUGAACGAGGAGCAAUCUGGUUUCCGGAAGUCUCAUUCAUGUGAAACAGCUCUACAAAAUUGUUUCAUAGAUUGGCGAAAUUCCUUAGAUAAAGGUUUGCUUACUGGUUUACUGUGUAUAGAUCUUACUAAAGCAUUUGAAACGAUAAAUAGACAGAAAUUAAUUGCUGCAUUAGAAGCGUUAGGGAUAACUGGUAGG